AUGGAAGAAAGUGACGAAAUCACAGCUCCAUUCAUACCCAACUCGGAACAGCACCGAAACAAUGCCACCAGUUCUCAGUCUUCACCUCCGUUACCGUACGAACCCUCCGACGAUGAGAACUCUCCGAUCGAGCAAGUGGCCCUCACCGUACCGGUAACCGACGACCCAACCCUUCCGAGAACCUCUCUCAAUUACAUCGAUCUCGGCUCAAAUCGCUGUGGUUCCACUGGGACACCUCAUGGCAUCGAAGAUCACGAAGAGAGUGUUCUUCGAGGGUCAAAGAUGGGAAUUCACAUUGAAUCCCGGGCCUUUCAAUGUGAAGGAGCACGUGCUGAUCACGAUAUUCGCGAACUGUGGCGCCGGAAAUCCAUACUCGAUUCACAUAGUGUUGGGCUUUGGGUGGGCUGGGAUUUUCCGGCGGUACUUGGUGGAGCCGGCGGCGAUGUGGUGGCCUCAGGACCUAGUUCAGGUCUCGCUAUUCAGUCUGGAUUCCAUUUUCAUCUGUAUCAAAUAAAUCAUGAAAUUGGCAGGGCAUUACAUGAGACAGAGGAGAGGCCUAAAGAUGGAUUGACCCGAAACCAGUUCUUCCUCAUUGCUUUCAUAUGCAGCUUUGCUUACUAUGUCUUUCCAGGAUACCUCUUUCCAAUGCUAACUUCCCUUUCCUGGCUAUGUUGGAUAUUCCCUACAUCUGUUCUAGUCCAACAGCUAGGAUCAGGACUUCAUGGUCUUGGGAUUGGUGCCAUUGGAUUUGAUUGGUCCAGUAUAUCCUCUUACAUUGGGAGUCCACUUGCCAGUCCAUGGUUUGCUACUGUCAAUGUUGCUGUUGGUUUUGUACUUAUCAUGUAUGUCAUUACACCAAUUGCAUACUGGAGCAAUAUCUACAAAGCGAAGACCUUUCCCAUAUUUUCGGAUGACCUCUUCACCUCUAGUGGCCAAAAGUACAAUAUCUCAUCCAUUCUAGACCCAAACUUCCACAUUGAUUUAGAUGCAUAUGAGCUUGAGGGCCGUCUUUAUCUGAGCACAUUUUUUGCUAUGACCUAUGCUGUCAGUUUUGCCUGCCUCACUGCCACGAUUGUCCACGUCUUCCUCUUCCAUGGCAGAGAAUUAUGGCAGCAAAGCAAAUCCGCCUUCCAAGAGAACAAGAUGGAUGUGCACACAAAACUGAUGAGAAAAUACAAGCAAGUUCCUGAGUGGUGGUUCACAUGCAUUCUCUUGAUAAACAUUUCUGCAACAAUAUUUACAUGUCAGUACUACAAUGAUCAGCUUCAGUUACCAUGGUGGGGCGUUUUGCUGGCAUGUGGCCUUGCUUUAUUGUUCACCCUUCCAAUUGGAGUCAUCACUGCCACAACAAACCAGAUGCCAGGCUUGAAUGUGAUUACGGAGUACAUUAUUGGGUAUUUGUAUCCAGGAUACCCAGUUGCUAAUAUGUGCUUCAAGGUAUAUGGAUAUAUCAGUAUGAAACAAGGGAUCACCUUUCUGCAAGACUUCAAACUUGGUCACUACAUGAAGAUCCCCCCUCGAGCAAUGUUCAUGGCUCAGGUAGUUGGUACUCUAAUAUCAGCACUGGUGCAUAUAGGAACAGCAUGGUGGCUCAUGGAUACCAUCCCAGACAUAUGUGAUAGGGCCCUUUUGCCUCCUGCUAGCCCAUGGACCUGCCCAGGUGACCACGUCUUCUAUGAUGCUUCGGUUAUCUGGGGCCUGAUUGGGCCCCGUAGAAUUUUUGGAGAUCUUGGUUACUACUCUGCCAUCAACUGGUUUUUCUUAUUUGGGGCUGUAGUUCCUCUACUUGUUUGGCUGGCACAUAAGGCUUUCCCAAACCAGCAUUGGAUUAGACUUAUUACAGCUCCUGUACUCUUAGGUGCAACCAUUAAUAUGCCUCCUGCUACUGCUGUCAACUACACCAGCUGGAUCUUUAUUGGUUUUAUGUCAGGCUUUGUUGCUUAUAGAUAUUAUCGCAAUUGGUGGAGUCGUCACAAUUAUGCACUAUCUGGGGCGCUCGAUGCUGGUUUAGCCUUUAUGGGGGUAUUACUCUAUUUGUGUUUGGGAAUGGAGCAAGUUAGCCUUGACUGGUGGGGAAGCCACACAGAUGGAUGCCCGUUGGCUUCUUGCCCAACUGCCGAAGGGAUUGUUGUUGAAGGAUGUCCAGUGAAUGGUUGAAGGAUACGCGUAUUUUAAGUCAAGGGUGAUGAAUGUUGCCUAAGUUUUAUUAUUUUUCCGGUUGAUUCUUUAAUGAAUACAUUUACAUGGAGAUAAUUCAUUGUAAAUGUAUCGUGUAAUCUAUUUUACGACUUGUAAUAGUCUUUUCAGCUUUGUUGGGUAUACAACAUUGAUAACAUUAUGCAAAUUUUCUUGAACUUGUGGCUGUUACGUAGACUCAGAAUGCGCAUGUUGUUACGUGAACUCAAAGUAUUUACAAUCAUCCAAAUAUAAUGUGUAGAGAAUCAAACAAUACGUUUCUUAU
Molecule: messenger RNA, 2461 nt
Organism: Ilex paraguariensis (yerba mate)
Lineage: Eukaryota; Viridiplantae; Streptophyta; Magnoliopsida; Aquifoliales; Aquifoliaceae
Source: the annotation of a GenBank genome assembly